Messenger RNA from Populus nigra (black poplar), 1519 nucleotides. Its product is annotated as porphobilinogen deaminase, chloroplastic-like. Gene Ontology annotation, biological process: heme biosynthetic process. The record is from RefSeq and is a predicted model, not a curated record. The coding region runs from base 153 to 1283 and encodes 376 amino acids. Gene Ontology annotation, cellular component: cytoplasm. The transcript has 5 exons. Lineage: Eukaryota; Viridiplantae; Streptophyta; Magnoliopsida; Malpighiales; Salicaceae. Gene Ontology annotation, molecular function: hydroxymethylbilane synthase activity.
UAUCCUAUCCAAUUCCAGGCCAGAUCCGUCAGCAGGCAGUCGAGCAGGGGACUCAUCUACCUCUACCCAACCCCAACACAUCACAGUUCAAUCAGACUACAAAAUCAUCCCUCCCUUCAAAGCUAGAUCAUAACUCUCUCUCCCUCUCUUGAAUGGGGACUCCAUCUUCUCUUUGUACAAGUCAAGCUCUAAUGUCCCGUCCAUCAAGGGCAGCCAUUUUUUGCACUAGCGGGUCUGUUUCCUUCACUGGGUUUUCUCUAAAGACUCAAGCUUUUUUUAGAAAGAAACAGACUUUGAGGUUUGUGAAGGCUUCUGUUGCUGUUGAACAGCAAGCCCAGGAAGCUAAACUUGCUCUCAUUAGAAUUGGCACCAGAGGAAGCCCGCUUGCACUUGCUCAAGCUCAUGAGACACGGGACAAACUCAUGGCUUCACAUGCGGAGCUAGCUGAAGAUGGAGCUAUCCAAAUUGUGAUUAUAAAGACAACGGGAGAUAAGAUACUAAGUCAACCACUUGCAGACAUAGGUGGAAAGGGACUGUUCACAAAAGAAAUAGAUGAGGCACUGAUAAAUGGUGACAUUGACAUUGCUGUCCACUCAAUGAAAGAUGUUCCUACAUAUUUACCAGAGAUGACCAUCCUCCCCUGUAACCUUCCACGUGAGGAUGUUAGAGAUGCAUUUAUUUCAAUGAGUGCAACUUCGCUUGCAGAUCUUCCUGCUGGUAGCAUCGUUGGUACUGCUUCCCUCAGAAGAAAGUCACAAAUACUCCAUAGAUUUCCAUCGCUCAGUGUGGAAGAAAAUUUUAGGGGCAAUGUUCAGACAAGGCUGAGAAAACUUAAUGAAGGAGUUGUAAAGGCAACACUAUUGGCAUUAGCUGGACUUAAGCGUCUAAAUAUGACGGAAAAUGUAACUUCCAUUCUUCCAAUCGAUGACAUGCUUCCCGCAGUUGCCCAAGGUGCAAUUGGAAUUGCCUGUCGAGACAGUGAUGACAAAAUGGCUAAUUAUUUGGCUUCGUUGAACCACGAGGAAACAAGACUAGCAAUUGCAUGUGAGAGGGCCUUUCUUGAGACCUUAGAUGGGUCCUGCCGCACUCCUAUUGCUGGAUAUGCUAGAAGAGAUGAAAAUGGUGAUUGCAUAUUUAAAGGGUUGGUUGCUUCUCCUGAUGGAACUCGCGUACUCAAGACUUCUAGAAAGGGUCCGUAUGCUUUUGAUGAUAUGAUUGCAAUGGGAAAGGAUGCUGGAAAGGAACUUCUUUCACAGGCAGGUCCUGGAUUCUUUGACCGAUGAGGAACUCAGUAAUAGUUUAACCAAGAACAAAAGCAAAACCAAGGCUUUACGUUCCAGUUUUAGGGCAACCACUAAACCUUUUUAAUGUUCACAUUCUUUGAAGUAAUUGCCUGUUGUAACAUUAAGGUUUGGUUGUUUGAGUACUGUAAAGUAGAUGAGUCUGUUCUACCGCUGACGCCAGAAGGUGACGCUAAUGUAUCUUCAGAAUUAAUAGAAUUCGAAAUUUUUGGUGCUCU